Messenger RNA from Closterium sp. NIES-65, 1074 nucleotides. The record is from the annotation of a GenBank genome assembly. NCBI's taxonomy places the organism in Eukaryota, Viridiplantae, Streptophyta, Zygnematophyceae, Desmidiales, Closteriaceae.
AUGUUCCAAGCUUACAUCUACCCGCCGCCAGAAGAGAUAUGGACCAAAAUCAAGAGGAUAUGCCACAAAUUCGUGUCCGGGGGCGAGGCGACAGAAGAAAAGACCUUCAUUCUUUGGAAUUACGAGCUGAUCUGCACGCCAAGGGAGGAGGUGGGGCUGGGGAUGAUUUGCCCCAAAAAAAGAUUUGACAGCAUAGCGGUGCAGAACGUAGGGCGCAUGAUGCUGCAAGCUAACUUGAUCAAGAAGUGGCUGACGGAGCGGGCGGCGGCGAUGCCUCUGGGCCUGGACACGAUUUACGCCCACCAAUCCCUGCUAAAGCACUGGAUGGAGGGAAGCAAGCGGUGGAAGGGUAUGGUGCAAUCUUUCUGGAAAUCCCCCUUCUGCGUCACCCCGGAGCCGGAGAAUCGAUGGGAGGUGGAGCGAGAGCAGUUGGCGUUCAACAGACGCAUACCUUUCCGAGGAGCCACCCCAUUCGGAAAUCAGAAGGGCUCGGCACGCCUCCUGGGGCUGACGAUGGGCGACGUGAUCUGGCACCGGGCAGAUGGCUCACGGGGGCUGAAGGACAAGGAGGCCCUGGCGAGUGAGCUCGGCAGCGCAGAGGCGGCGAAGCUAGCUCUGAACGCUUUCGGGGCGGCGCCGGCCAGUGGGGAGCCGGUAGCGGCUACGAGCGAUAAGGAGCUGGGGUUAAUCGGCGAAGCACGUACAAAUCUCGUGCAGUCCAAGCUAUGCAAGAACGGGGAGGUGCUGCCGCUGAAAGAGAUUAGGUUGGGACUGGUUAGCUCGGCACGCACUGUGAAGGAGCAGCGGAGAUGGGUUGGAGAUGGGAGGGUGAUUGAGUGGAAGGGGGUCAUCAAACAGAGGGACUCUCUCGCCACCCCCGCCCGGGCACGAGAAAUUUUGCUGAGGCUGCACUGUAGGAAUCUGCAAGUAAGGGAGCGGCUUUUCUUUAUGAAGGAAAAAGUGGUCUGUCCACACUGCAAGGCGGAGGAGAGACCGGAGCAUUGCUUGCUCGGCUGCCUAGCGAUUCAAAAGGUGGUGCGGUUCCUGCAGAGAGGACUGGCGGAGAUGUGUUGA